UUGGCGCUGAUUGUGACAUUAACUUCUUCAAAAACCCGUAAGCCAAUCGUCAAUUAUCCCAAAGAUACGCUCUUCUUCGCCACGGAUUUUUUUGUGAAGGGAUGCAGAAAUUUCUUGGAUAAUUGUCCACGAAGUUACAGGUAUCAACACAUUUGCGCUCGCAAUUAUAACGAUGACUUCAAAGAUUUCCCCAAUUACUGCGAAAUGCAGUAUGAAAAUUGUAACACAUGGCGGAAUUGGCGCGUUUACAAGCGAGAAAGAUGUUAA
This is a messenger RNA of Parnassius mnemosyne (clouded apollo), 267 nucleotides long. NCBI's taxonomy places the organism in Eukaryota, Metazoa, Arthropoda, Insecta, Lepidoptera, Papilionidae. The record is from the annotation of a GenBank genome assembly.